AUGCAGCUGCUAAGACGGCGACAACCUCCCGCCGCCGUAGGAUCUCCGAGUAGGCCUCAUUCGGUUCACGGAGCUUCAUCUCGUCAACAAGUGGAUUGGAGUCGUCUUCUUGGACAGUGAGAUCCUGGCUUUGUGUAUAUAUAGCCACGAGAUCUUCGAUUUGUUCCUGCCCAUUUGUCACUGUUCGUAGGCUAAACCCACAAAUGGAAGUAACGAGGAUUCUCCUACUUCUCGUCUUCAUCUCCUCUACCUUCUGCUGCACUCCUGCAUAUGGAAGAGCUCGUCUUCAUGUGAAGCGUCCGAGGUACAGCAUUGCUCUCCCUCCAAUGGCGGAGCCUCCCUCUCCCAGUUUCAUCCGUCGGCUUCCUGCACUUGCUCCUGAGCCUGCCAUCCGCGGGAAUUCUGGGCUGAGCUCUACAAACUCCACUAGUGGACAGCCUCCUCGUCCUCCUCCUCCAGAGCCUAUCGAUGGCAACCACGGUUGGAAUUCCACCAACUCCACCGCUGUUCUCGACGUGCGUGCCCUCGGAGCAAUAGGCGAUGGAGUCUCCGACGACACCGAAGCAUUAAAGAGCGCGUGGGAGGCUGCUUGCCAAGGAGGGCCAGGACUCAUCCUUCUUCCGCAGGGCUACACCUUCAAGAUCCAGUCGACCAUCUUCGCCGGGCCUUGUCGGAGUGAGCUCACGUUUCAGGUCGAUGGAACAAUUACGCCACCCGAUGGUCCGGACGAAUGGCCUCAGAGCAUUAGCCGGCGGCAGUGGCUUGUGUUCUACAGAGUCAACGGGAUGAAGCUACAAGGAGGUGGACUCAUUGAUGGAAAAGGAGAGAAGUGGUGGAACCUUCCGUGCAAACCUCACAAGGGGCCAAAUGGCACGACAUUGCCUGGAACUUGUGAUAGUCCUGUGGCUCUGAGGUUCUUCAUGAGCUCAAAUCUCACGGUACGCGAGCUCAGAAUCCAAAACAGCCCUCAGUUCCACUUCCGGUUCGACAACUGCAGGAACGUCACCAUUGACACAAUCUGUAUAAGCUCACCUGCUCUUAGCCCCAACACCGAUGGCAUCCAUGUGGAGAACACCGAGCUGGUCGGAAUCUACAACUCCGUCAUCUCUAAUGGGGAUGACUGUGUGUCCAUCGGAGCUGGUAGCGUCGGCAUAAGCAUCGUAAACGUAACCUGUGGACCAAGCCAUGGUAUCAGCAUCGGGAGCCUUGGAAAGCAGAACACUCGGGCCUGUGUGGCAAACAUAACAGUGAAGAACGCAGUCAUCAAGCAUUCAGACAAUGGUGUCAGGAUCAAGACAUGGCAAGGUGGAUCGGGAUCGGUCUCAUCCAUCAGCUUCGAAAACAUACGCAUGGACACCGUGAGGAACCCCAUCAUCAUCGACCAGUACUACUGCCUCAGCAAGUCAUGCCUGAACCAGACUUCUGCGGUCUACGUAUCAGAUGUAUCCUACACCGGCAUCAGGGGAACAUACGACGUUAGGAGUCCGCCCAUCCACUUGGCAUGCAGCGACUCUGUUCCCUGCACCAACAUCACUCUAUCGGAGGUGGAGCUGCUUCCUGCCCAAGGAGACUUCAUCUCCGAUCCAUUCUGCUGGAAUGCCUACGGCGCGACAGAGACGCUGACGAUUCCUCCGGUGUCGUGCUUGUCGGAGGGCUUACCUCAAUCGAUUAUUGACAUUGAUUCAGAUAAGUGCUAUCGAGGAAGUUAAAUGGUACACGAAGAAUCAUACUCAAUGUAACAGUAAGGUUGCAAUAUAGUGACGAGAAAUGCUCAAUGAAAGGAGUGAAGUUAUGGAAGUUAGCUGUGUGUAAUCAACACAUUCUCCCAAUGAAAUGGAAAAAGAGUCAAACGUGCAAA
Musa acuminata AAA Group (dessert banana) is the source of this 1858-nucleotide messenger RNA. Its product is annotated as polygalacturonase At1g48100. Gene Ontology annotation, biological process: carbohydrate metabolic process. The transcript is spliced from 6 exons. The record is from RefSeq and is a predicted model, not a curated record. The coding region runs from base 204 to 1709 and encodes 501 amino acids. Lineage: Eukaryota; Viridiplantae; Streptophyta; Magnoliopsida; Zingiberales; Musaceae. Gene Ontology annotation, molecular function: polygalacturonase activity.